AUGCCUGGAGAGCUUUACAAUGGCUCCACGAGAAAAGGAGAAGCCGGCUGGACCGGACUGAGUUCUGCGGAUCGAUUUCCAAGAGCAGGUUGGGGGGCGGGAGCGAGCAGCCCGAGCGAGCGCAGGUCUCCCCCUGGGCCGGCCGAACAGAAACAGCCGAGCCCCAUUAACCCGCGGCUCCCUCCGCCUCCAGCAUCCACCCCCGGACUGGAGGCGCAAAGCAAACAGGUCUCCGAAGCUGGGCACAGAGGCACAUUGUUCGCUCCUGCGGCUCUUACCUCCGUCUGCGAGCGCGCCCCGGGGGAGGGCCGUCUGGCGCGGGGGCCGCGCGGGGACAGGCGCGGAGGGCAGCGGCGACCCCGGCCGGAGAGGGCCGAGGCCGGCCGCGAGCGGGUCUUCGGCCGCCGAGUCCGCGCGGGAAGCAGCGCCGCGGCUCCCCGGCCGGACACGGCGCCGCGGCUCGGCGCGUCCUCCUGCUCGGCCGCCGCCGCCUCCAGCCGAGCAGCCAGCGCCGGGCGGCUCCUGGGGUUAAGUCAACAUUUUCCCGCAGUUUCCCACACGCCGCUCUUCGAGAGAGGUCUUUCACACACACGCACACACCCCCAGACCGCACGCUCCCUUAGGAAAAAAAAAAUCGGGAAUCAGAGCGAAAGGGGUGGUGGAGGCAAAAGCCUGACAGAGGUGCGCAGACUUGGGAGUCCCUUCGAAGCGUCGGGCGGGCGCCGGCGGCGCGAGGCCAACUCAGUUUGUCAGGCGAAGCCCCUCAGCCCCCCGAGCGCCGGGCCGGAAAGGCAUCCCUCGCGCCGACCCUGCGGCCUGGGGCGGGAGGCGGCGGCGACCCCUCCUCACAUUUCGGAUCUCCGGCCGGGGCUGAGCGGUGGCUGCUGCCCCAAGGAAGGCUGGCGGCGCAGACUCGGGCUCGGGGAAGGAAGGAGGAGCCGGGAAGAGCCACGCUACACACAGCAGCGGAGGGGAGAUGCCCCCCAACAAUCCCAAGGAAUUCUCUGUUUCUUUAGGUUUCUCUGGACAGCAGCUUAUACAUUGAAGCUGACUCUUCACAAUGUGGUAAUGAACCCUUGGUUGCAGUGACCUUACAAUGUCAAGGGAGCUCAGAUACUACCUCAUGCACCAGC
This is a messenger RNA of Symphalangus syndactylus (siamang), 1133 nucleotides long. RefSeq names its product transcription factor SOX-30-like. The record is from RefSeq and is a predicted model, not a curated record. NCBI's taxonomy places the organism in Eukaryota, Metazoa, Chordata, Mammalia, Primates, Hylobatidae.